Molecule: messenger RNA, 1577 nt
Organism: Macadamia integrifolia
Lineage: Eukaryota; Viridiplantae; Streptophyta; Magnoliopsida; Proteales; Proteaceae
Product: E3 ubiquitin-protein ligase SIS3
Exons: 10
Coding region: 265-1407 (380 amino acids)
Biological process (GO): sugar mediated signaling pathway
Molecular function (GO): ubiquitin-protein transferase activity
Source: RefSeq, a predicted model, not a curated record
UAAGCCUAAGUAACGGAAAAAUUCUUGAGAGAGUGAGGAUCGAGGUUGCUGCUUUCCGAUACACAGUUAGACAUACGAGAAAAAGGGUAACUAACUGCUUUGCUCCCUCUUCCAAUGUCGUUGUCUCGGAGCUGUUCUCUUCUUAUUUCAAAUUCAUCUCUUCACUUCUCUACUGUUCAUCUUCUGUGAAAAUUUCCGCGAAUCAACUUGGAGGAAACCGAUCCAUAGUCUAAGCGGUUUGGGGUUUUGAUGUAGUUCGAAGGAAUGGCCAUCAGAGGCGUAGAUUUCAAGUGGUAUGAUGGUUUCUUCUUGUCAAUGCUCGCGACAAGUGUAAUCAUUGUUUCGAUCAAUUGGAAGCGUUAUCAUCUCUGUAUUCACCCUUUGCAUAUAUGGAUUGUGGUUGACUAUACAACUGUCUUUGUUUUCCGGCUAUUAAUGUUUGUCGACAAUGGCCUAGCUGCGGGGAUGGGUUUGGAUCUUGGGUGGCAGCAAAGAUAUGCUCGUUUCUGUGGAAGAAUUGUGGUUCUUUCAAUUCUUUCACUGCUACUUUAUCCGUUCCUUUGGGCUUGGACUGUAAUUGGGACCCUUUGGUUUACAAGUGCAAGAAGCUGUUUGCCUGAGGAAGGUCAGAAAUGGGGUUUCCUUAUUUGGUUGCUUUUCAGCUAUUGUGGUCUCAUUUGCAUUGCCUGCAUCUCUAAAGGAAAGUGGUUGGCACGAAGGCAAGCACACCAGCUACGUGCUCAACAAGGGAUUCCGAUUUCAGAACAUGGUGUUUUGGUUGACAUGAUUCGGGUACCUGAUUGGGCUUUUGAAGCUGCUGGUCAGGAGAUGAGAGGGAUGGGCCAAGAUACGGCUGGUUACCAUCCAGGACUUUACUUGACUGCAACCCAGAGAGAAGCAGUGGAGGCACUUAUACAGGAACUUCCCAAGUUUAGGCUAAAAGCUGUUCCAACUGAUUGCAGUGAAUGCCCUAUCUGCCUUGAAGAGUUCAGUGUAGGUAAUGAGGUUCGUGGGCUUCCCUGUGCUCACAAUUUCCAUGUGGAAUGCAUUGAUGAGUGGCUUCGGCUGAAUGUAAAGUGUCCACGUUGCCGAUGCUCUGUCUUCCCUAACCUUGACCUCAGUGCCCUCUCCAACCUCCAAGCUGAUUCUGGGCGGACGUCUGCCAGUGUUGUGACCACCACACGCUAUGUGCGAGCUCAGCCUGUUGGCCAGAGUUAUCUGUUGAGGUUGCAGGGUCUGCUCAGACCAAUCCGAACAGAGAAUGUACCAGACAAUGGUGUGGAAAGUGCCUUGGAAGCUGCUGAGGAAGGAAGAUUGGCAACUGUCACUCAAGAUCCCAUCAGCAUUACUCCUGCACCAUUGAGGGAAUGCAUGGUUGUUGAUCAGUCAACCCAGCUUCAACAUUAAUAGUACCCAAUUCAUAUAGCCUUGUGCUUUUUUUGUUUUUUUGGGGUGGGGGGUGUUACCUGUUCAUCUCAUGCCUCGGCGCACUAUUUUUACUGAGUUUAUACAGAAGGAAUAGUCAUUAACAGUUCUCAUAAGCGGAAUGUAGGGAAUGAAAUUCCUAUUGAUGGCUC